Chara braunii is the source of this 5622-nucleotide messenger RNA. NCBI's taxonomy places the organism in Eukaryota, Viridiplantae, Streptophyta, Charophyceae, Charales, Characeae. The record is from the annotation of a GenBank genome assembly.
AGAAAGAGAGGCACACUUGACAGGAGUCUGGGUCCUGAAAUUGGCGUCCGGGUUUAUCCUAGACAAUGCACUUCUGUUUGACAGAAUAAACGGAUGACAGUCCAAGUACGCGUGGAAGCUGCCGUGAUCGACAAAACCGACAAGGAGAGGGGAGGAAAGAGAGGAGGAGGAGGAGGAGGAGGAAGAGGAGGAGGAGGAGGAGAAAGAAAAGGAAAAGGAAAAGGAGGAGGAGGUCUAGUAGUAGUAGUAGUAGUAGUAGGAGGAGGAGGAGGAGGAGGAGGAGGAGGAGGAAAAGGAAAAAGAGUUCGCACAGGAGGAGGAGGAGGAGCAGAAGGAAGAGGAGUAGGUCUAGGAGGAGGAGAAGGAAAAGGAGGAGUAGGUCUAGAAGGAGGAAAAGGAGGAGGAGGAGGAGCAGAACAAAAAGGAGUUGGACUAGGAGGAGGAGGAGGAGGAGGAGAAGGAAAAGGAGAAGGAAUGGUGGCAAUGCAACUAAAUGUUGGAUGGGAUGAAACAGACUACUACAGGUCCCUGAGCAAGAGUGGUGUCAGGCAUCAGCGUUUGCGGCUAAGGCGUAGUGGCAGAAAACAAUUCCUUAAUGACCUUUGUCCGCGGAGAAGGCAAGGAAAAGAGAGAGCACGAUCCCUCACUUACGACGCUCGAAGUCCAGAUGAAGGGGAUGUUCAGAACGAUUGUCUAGAUGCCGCCCGCUGUGCUCCCGAGUCCGAUCCAGUGAGCACUGCUGGUCCCACACAUGCUAGAAACAUCUUCGGCAGGGAAGACACAGGGAGUGGACGGCGAUCACCGGAGCAGGAAGUCUGCGGAGGAUUGCAACCACUAGCAUGUAUGAGGUCGUCGUACAAUAACGGACGUCUGUCGUGUUGUUGGUCGGCUGUCACGGCAGCAGGCAUACUAUCGAACGCAUCACGUGCUUCCGAAGCUGUUGCCCGGGGACCAGGGGCCAGGUUCGCAUUCGCAGACUGCAAGAAGCAGGACAAUAGUCCUGGGAACCAUGACAGUCGCUCGGAUGGAACGGGAGUUGGCACAGGGUCAACAGGGGUUGGGGGAGCGAACACGCAGGCUUCAGGAGAAUCUAUAGAGGCGAAUUCCACUGGCAAGCAGAAUGACCCCGAUUUGUCCAAACUCACCUGCUGCAGUCGCUUACUGCCAUUCCAGCCAACUGACAUUCUCUUGAGAGCAAGCUGCCGAAGGCGUAGCCGGCUCAGGCGACGACGAAAAGCCAUACCACCUCCACAUCAACUGGGACAAUCGCAUGACGGGAUGGACAUAUGCAUGGAUGUGGGGGCGGGGGACAAAGAGGCAAUGCAAGGCUCCACAGAGAUGGAGAUUGGGUGCACAGAGACACAUCAUAAUAAGCACGAUGGGAACUCUUGUAGUAGGGAAGGGUUUGCUCAUGAGCGGGAGGCAGAAGGGGGGCAGUGUCAGCCGGCACUGGGUCAUGAAGAGAUCCCUAUAUCGUCUUCUGCUCAUGAACAAGACCACAUUCUCGGCGACGAGAAGUUUUCCCACCGUCGUGGCUAUUGUCCCGAACAAGACCAGCCAGACGGUUGUCCGAAGCUCCCUCCAAGCGCAGCAGAGGAGCAAGCAAUUCUGCAAGGACAGGGUCAGGACGUCGGAAAGAGUGUCGUAGUUUGCGUGGCUGCUGUGAGAGAGGACGAAGUACUAGAUUGUAGUAGUGGUCAUCCCCUAGGACUUGCAACUGUCAAGCGCAAAAGGACAACCUGUCUAAGAGAGAAUGAGGUGGGGAAUGAGGUGGGACUGAAACAGAGGGAGAGGGAGAGGCAGACCGAUACGCAUGAGACCUCAGAGCCCAGCUCGAGGGAGAGACAAACCGGCAUGCAUGUGAGCACUGACCACAGCUCUGAUAGUAUGGAAGGCCGUGCAGGGAACAGGUUCCCGCAACAGCCAGCUUGUGCAGUAAGGAAAGGCCCAAAGAACUUAGUCCCAGGUGGUAAUAUUCCAAUGUGUGGAAGAGUGUUACAAGUCCUCGCACCAAAAGCUCUUCUCACCGAACCAGCCCCAAAAGACAGCCAAUUUGUGAUGGAUGUGGAUUUGUCCUCUCCACCGGAUCAAGGCGAGUCCAACCCUAUGCCAUAUCAUGACCGCGGAGGUCCCGAUGCAAACGGAAAGAUGGGAAGCUUAACGGCGACAGAAUCAGGUGUGUUCGAAAACAAUGAACUGGUAGAUCAUGGAAGAGUGGGUCAUCAUCACUGUGGUCAUUGCGGCGUCUUCUCCUUCCAAAAGGCUAGGGUGCGGCAGUUGAACUGUACGCUGGAAAUUCAAGCUGAAGGUCAAUUUGAAGAUCGUAGUAGAUUGUGGAGGAGGACCGGCAUGGGGGAGAGGUGCGAUACCCCAAAGGCCAAUGAUAUUAUGGCUACUCCCAGAAGGAACUGGCAGUGGGCGAGAAGAGAGGAUGUUUUCCAACGUGAAAACAACCAGAUGCAAGAAGCACAGCCCCAGUUGACAGAUGUCCACGGUGACGUUAUUGCCACUCCAUGUCAAAAGAUGCAGGGAAAAUUUUCAUCCAUCAAGCUCAAGGGUAAUGGAGACACAGUCCUUAGGAGGCAAACCUUGGCUGAAAAGGUUUGGGCACGUCGCAAGCAGAAGCCAAGCGAGGAAGAGCAACAGGAGGCGGACACGGAUGCAGCACAGAAACAGUCAGAAGAGAAGCCGAAUGGUAUAAAUAAGCGAAUUGUAGAACACCAGGAGGAGGAGGCAGAGGAGGAGGAAGAGGAGGAAAAGGAGGAGGGGGAGCAGGAGGAGGAGGAGCAGGAGGAGGAGGAGAAGGAGGAGGAGGAGGAGGAGGAGGAGGAGGAGGAGGAAGAGGAGGAGGAAGAGGUGAGAAUGGGGAAGCUGAGGCAGCUUGGGACCGAGCAAGGUUGGAAUUCAACAGACCAGUAUGACACCAACAAUUACAGAGGCGUCGGAGCCAUAAUGAAUUGUGGCUCCAACAUGGGGAAUGGUGUUAUUGUGAGAACUGUCUGUGACAGGUGUUGUGAGCGUUUGAGCACUUUGGGAGGGCCAUUCAGCAGUAAGGGGGAGGAUGUAUCAUCGAUGGGGGAGCUGCAGUACAGUGCAGCCCCUGCCAGGUGGCCUGUGAGAACUUGUCCUGCAGCACCGGGGGGGUUCAAGCUGAGAAGAGAGGAGUUCCGAGUUGCGGAAGACAGAAUCUGGAUGACGCACAGAAGCAAUGAGCAUGCUAAGAAGGAGCAUAGAGGGAGGGAAGAAAAAAGCGAGGGCGAGGGGAUAGAAGCAAAGCAAACAGGACAGGGACGAAAGAAGGAAGCUUAUGGGAAAAAAGGACAAAAUGGCAAGAAUUGGAAAGUCGGCAACAAGGGCAAAGAAGUGCAGUUUGUGAGGAUGGUUACCAGGAGGGAAGGAGAAUUCGUCCCUGACAGCAUGGAGGCAGUACAGGAGGAAAAAAAGCAGCAGAAGCAGGAGGAUCCAGAAGAGGAGGAGCACGGCGAGGAGCAGGAGGAGCAGGAGGAGCAGGAGCAAGAGGAACAGGAGGAGCAGGAGGAGCAGGAGGAGCAGGAGGCGCAGGAGGAGGAGGAGGAGGAGGAGGAGGAAGAGGAGGGAAGUAGUUGUGACAAAAUGAUCGUCACGGAUUCUUUCAUGGGAAAUCUGAACAGAUUGAAGGUUGGGAUUCUCAGAGAGGAAGAAAUGAGAAGGCAUGAAGUCCACAAAGCAGGUAGAGAUCUGUGGUGCAGAGGCAGAGUACGGACUGCUUUGGUUCUCGGCCACAGCAAUGGAGCCAGCUGCCUGGAAUUUCAGGAAGCGAAAAGAGUGGGGCGCAAGGGACGUGGUGGAAACGCUGGAAAGUACUCUGCACAGCAUGCCCAGCACCACCGCCAGCAGCAGCUGCAUCAUCAUCGGCAUGAAGCAAGAAACCACGGCAUGACAUUGUGUACACAUCGACUACCCGGUCUUAUGAACUGCAAUGACACCAAUCACAACACCACCAAUAGCAGCAACAACGGAAGGCAGGGGUUGCAGUACAGCAAGAGGCAUCGAGAAAGCAAUCAAGCAAAGUGUGAGAGUUGUUGUCGGGGAAGCAGGGCAUGUGCUGAGCAAAGCCAUACGAAAGUUGAACUGGAGGUAAUAGAGGCACAGAUGGAAGUCCCAGGACGAGAAGAAAUUGUCGUGAACGAAGCAACAGGCAGUGAGAUUGGGGAGGAGGAGGAGGAGAAGGAGGAGGAGGAUGGAGUGACACAACAGACAAUUGUAAAGGUAGCACCGCCGAGGCAUUGGGACAUUCAGUUGCGGAAUUGCGAAGAGGAAAUGUACGAGCAGUCAUCAUGUACAAGAACAGGGAGUGAAGUGGUUGCUAUCGAUUGUAUGGCUUCCUUACUUUGUGAUUUGCCCAAUCAAGGGGCUAGAUGUAGUAUGGGAGGCAGCUUCACGUCAGCGGCAGCAGGAAGAGGAGGUGAAAGGGGGACGGGAGGAAGGCGAGGAGUACGGGGAGGAUUAAGGGGAGGACUAAAAGGAGUAAGGGGAGGAGUUAGGGGAGGAACAAGGAGGGCAGGUGGAGGAGGAGGUGUUUCAGACCCACCGGACUUUCUUGACGUUGUGCAUUGUUCAGACAAGUACCGACCCACCAUGCGCACUCGACGAUCAUCGUCCGCUUGCGCAUGUAGCAAUGGCAUGGAGCUGGAUAACCAUCAUCAGAACAAUGGGAGUAAUUGCGAUUUCAAUCGCCAGCAUCACCACCAUCAUCUGUGUCAUCGCCAGGAGGCUGUGCCAUAUGCCAAAAGAAAGACCAGGAAAACAGCGUCUGCGGAACGAAUCCGGAAGGAGAAGAAGCGGAUGGCCAUGCGUCGAAGAAACGUUCCAAUCUCGUGCCAUUUCUGCGGCGCAACUUACAGUGGGAAGAAUGGGGGAUACUGGCGUCACAUUCGACUCUGUGCAAAGAAGGUUGGUGGAGCCGAGGAUGCUCAAGCACGCAGCGCCAUGGUCCCCAUGCAAACACGAGCGAGAGAGAGAGAACAGCAACAUGGAAGGAAUGGAUUCCUCCUGGGAGGAGGAGUAGGUGGUGGGAGGGGAAGAGGGAGAGGAAGAGGAAGAGGAAGAUCAGCAGCAGGGUUAGUGACAUGCGUUGAACGACUCGAAACCAAUAGCGUAUCGACUUCGGGAAGGAGAGAGUUCACUAAGGACUGUCUUGACGAUGUCCGGAAGUUGACCCUUACUGCACUUUUUCAUGCAGUUGAAGUCGAUGUCAGUGAAAGAGAAGUGGAUGCCAUGCAGUCACUACUGGAUGAGGAUGAGGAUGAGGAUGAUGACUACGACGAUGGAAAUGGUGCUGACAACGACAUCAUCAGUGACAUCGACGAUGAUGAUGAUGGUGUGGAUUCAGCACCGUUUCUCUGCGGACGGGAUGCACUGCAGAAGAGCACCGAUUCUGUGCAAAGUUGUAAACCGAAUUGGCUGCAGAAGAGCAUUGAAGGGAUCUAGGGCAGAUUCUGGCGUCAGAUUGACGUUCAGGGGAGAGCCAGAGCAGCUGGGGGCAUUCUAUCAACAAUGCCAAGGCGGCAGCUGGUGGCAGCGUAGGGCAGUCCGCUGGCUGCUUGUCUACGUACCACCGACGAACAAAGUCUUGUGACGGAC